AUGGAGUUUCCCCAGCGCUGCCAGCGGGACCGCGCCGGCCGCCGCCGCCCGCCCGCCCUCCGCGCCGCCGCCCUGCCGCCGCCGCUGCUGCUCCUCCUGCUGCUGCCGCGGGCCGCCGCCGGCCCGCUGCCCGCCGCCGACUCCUCGGGGGAGGCCGAGCUGGAGGAGGCGGCGGUGCGGCGGGCGGCGCUGCCCGACUGCGUGCGGCUGGCCCGGCUGCUGCACGCCCGGGCAGCCCAGCUGCAGGAGGAGAUGUGCGAGAAGUUUACCGUCUGCGAGAACAGCAUGGAAAUGCUCGUCCAGAACAACCUCAACCUCCCCAAGGUGACGGAGGAAGAUGGGUGUCUGCUCGCCGGCUUCCACGAGGAUAAAUGCUUGAGGAAAAUCUCCAGCGGGCUUUAUAAAUUUCAGACAUACCUCGAAUACAUACAAGAGACUUUUACUAGUGAAAAGCAAAACGUCCAAUCGCUGUGCUAUAGUACAGAGCACCUGGCACGUACCAUAAGACAGAUGGUGAUAAACCCCAAUGAAGUGAUCAUCCCAGACCCAGCUACCCAGGAAUCCCUCCGCGGAAAGCUGAAGUCUGAUAAGGCCUGGAUAGAGAAAAUCACCACCCACCUCAUCCUCCGAGGCUUUACUUCAUUUAUGGAGAAAACCGUGAGGGCUCUUCGCUAUUUGAAAAAUACCAGGAGUUUCAGUGUCUGA
Molecule: messenger RNA, 705 nt
Organism: Gavia stellata (red-throated loon)
Lineage: Eukaryota; Metazoa; Chordata; Aves; Gaviiformes; Gaviidae
Gene: IL6
Product: interleukin 6
Exons: 4
Coding region: 1-705 (234 amino acids)
Biological process (GO): T-helper 17 cell lineage commitment; immune response; positive regulation of cell population proliferation
Cellular component (GO): extracellular region
Molecular function (GO): interleukin-6 receptor binding; cytokine activity; growth factor activity
Source: RefSeq, a predicted model, not a curated record